AGUGUGCGUCUGACCACAGAAGCGCGUACUCAAGUUCUAAUUGUUGGCGUGCUGUUGAAUUUUGGUUGUUUCCCAAAAUCCGAACUUUUUACCACAGGAAAUAUGGCUUAUCCAAACCCAAACUAAUAAAUAGGUGAAAUUAUUCAUUGUGAAACUCUCCAAGAUAUUGGGGAAAUACUAUAGAAAAUUGAUAAAUGUAAUGUAUAGUUGAUAUAUAGUAAUCUAUAGAUAGUUGGAAAAGUUGUGUCUGGGUGCGUUUUUGUUUCUUAAGGUUUUGUUAUUCGGUAUUAAUUUCAUAUUGUAGUAUGGAUUGUAUGCUUACUUGCAAUGAAUAGGCUAAUACUUGAUUUACCUUGUAUAAAGACACUUUUUUGAGGGUGUGAGAGAUGAAAAUGUAUAACAUUUUGAAAGAGUAUCAGAGUAGAACACCUUUUUGAAGUUUUUUUUUGUUUACUAAUUGGACAUUCUCACUAAAAAAUUUCAUCUCUUGGAAUUGUGAUUUUUUCACAGAAUCGACUAAAAUCUGUUGAUUUGUGGAUUGAUAUGUGAAAUACGCUGUGCUGUAUUGAAGUUUCACUUGGAUGGCAUUUAAACCAUUUAUUGUGGAUGAAAGGUAGUGUCUCAAAUUGUGAUUAUCUACUCCAUGAAUUGAACUUGGGAAUAACCUAUACAGGAUGAUUUACUGCUGACAAUACAUGCCAGGAGAAGACAUGACAAACAGCAACAGUAAUAGCAGUAAGGCGGUUGAAGAGGAAGAAAUCAGUUUGGCACUUAUUGCAAUAUUAGCGGUGGGCACCCUGGCAAUGAUGGCUCUUCUCGGCUGCUACAUUUGUGUCUUCAGGCAGCUAUGUUGUCAGCCGCCGCCCAGCUCAAAGCGUCGCAGGAUGGACUCGACAUUCGGCCAUGAUGAAUUGCAAAUGGGAGACACAACGCAGAAUGUGGAGAUCAGCAUGGCCACAGCCACCGACACUGAUCAGAGAUAAUAGAUCCAACCCAUCCACCGCUCCACGUUCCAACAGAUCAACUCAAUAAUUGUGCAACCCUCCCGCUAUCGUAGAACACGAAAAAUAACCAAACAGGUAAAGAAACUCGAGAAUG
Molecule: messenger RNA, 1098 nt
Organism: Nilaparvata lugens (brown planthopper)
Lineage: Eukaryota; Metazoa; Arthropoda; Insecta; Hemiptera; Delphacidae
Exons: 5
Coding region: 696-983 (95 amino acids)
Source: RefSeq, a predicted model, not a curated record